AUGAGGGUUACUCUCGGUCUUGCAGCUCUCGCCGUCGGCGCCUCGGCCAUCCCUACCGAGCUUAGGGAACGCCAGGAUGGUCACAACUCCAAGCCAUGCCCCAAGAAGCCCUUGGUUACCAAGGAUGCUCUGGAGAAGGACAUUACCAUCAAGAAGUUGAUGAGGGGUGCUCAGCAGCUUGAGGACUUUGCCUACAGCUACCCAGCUCGUAACAGGAUCAUGGGAGGACAGGCUCACAACGAUACUGUCAAAUGGCUGAAGAAGGAGCUUGAAUCUACUUCGUACUACGAUGUUACACUUCAGCCCUUCUCCAACUACGUCAUGUUGAACGGCACUCUCAAUGCAUUCACCAUCGACGGACGUGCGAUUAACUCUACCAUUCUUGAGUACUCCGCGUCUACUCCAGGUCUCGUCACCGCACCCAUCGUCCCCGUCAACAACCUCGGUUGCGAGGCGUCCGACUUCCCUGCCGAGGUAUCUGGUGCCAUUGCGCUCAUCUCGCGUGGUAGCUGCGAGUUCGGAUUGAAGUCCGCCCUUGCUGGAAGCGCUGGAGCUGUCGGUGCCAUUAUCUACAACAAUGUUGCAGGCACAAUCAGCGCCACUCUUGGUCCUCCUCCUCGUCCCGAGGGUGACUACGUUGCAAGUGUAACUCUCUCUUUGGAGGAGGGUCAGGCCAUCGUUGCCAAGGUCGCUGGCGGUGCUACCGUUACCGGCACAUUGGAUGUUUUGACCGACGUCCAAGUCAUCACCACCAACAACGUUCUGGCCACCAGCAAGUGUGGUGACAAGAACAACCAGCUCUGGCUCGGUGCUCACACUGACUCCGUUGGCGCUGGUCCUGGUAUCAACGACGAUGGCUCCGGAACUGUUGCUAUCUUGAACGUUGCCAAGUCUCUUGCCAAGUACAACGUCAACAACGCUGUCAGCUUCGGUUUCUGGUCUGGCGAGGAGUCUGGUCUUCUCGGCUCUACCUUCUUCGUCGAAAGCCUGUCUCCCGAAGCAGCUCUUGAUGUCCGCGCUUACCUCAACUUCGACAUGAUUGCGUCUCCCAACUAUGUUCAUCAGAUCUACGACGGUGACGGCAGUGCUUACGGUCUGAGCGGCCCCGCUGGAAGUGACGAUAUUGAGGCCUUUUUCGCGGGAUACUUCAAGGAUCUCAACAUUCCCAGCAACGAAACCGAAUUCAACGGCCGUUCUGACUACGGUCCUUUCCUUGACGCCAACAUUCCCGCUGGAGGCACAACCACCGGUGCUGAUGAGGUCAAGACUGUCGAGGAGCAGGCUAUCUGGGGUGGCGUUGCAGGAGAGAUCCUUGACCAGAACUACCACCAGGCUGCUGACAAUGUCACCAACCUUAACGAGGAGGCUUGGCUUCUACACUCCCGCGGUAUUGCUGCCGCUGUUGCUCAUUACGCUACCUCUUGGGAGGGAAUUCCCGAGCGUGUGCCUGCUAACGGCACUGCGAAGAGGAGCGUUCGCGAGCCUGUCGUCCGAAAGGGUGUCAAGGGCGGAAAGGUCACUCUUAAGCUUUUGUAA
Molecule: messenger RNA, 1536 nt
Organism: Alternaria postmessia
Lineage: Eukaryota; Fungi; Ascomycota; Dothideomycetes; Pleosporales; Pleosporaceae
Exons: 2
Coding region: 1-1536 (511 amino acids)
Biological process (GO): proteolysis
Molecular function (GO): aminopeptidase activity; metalloexopeptidase activity
Source: RefSeq, a predicted model, not a curated record